Molecule: messenger RNA, 2178 nt
Organism: Lineus longissimus
Lineage: Eukaryota; Metazoa; Nemertea; Pilidiophora; Heteronemertea; Lineidae
Product: E3 ubiquitin-protein ligase RNF166-like
Exons: 6
Coding region: 7-690 (227 amino acids)
Biological process (GO): ubiquitin-dependent protein catabolic process; protein polyubiquitination
Molecular function (GO): ubiquitin protein ligase activity; metal ion binding
Source: RefSeq, a predicted model, not a curated record
GUCAAAAUGGCAUACGGUGGAUUUUCCUCACAUUUUGGGUUCCAAAACAAGCCGAUUUUAGAUGAUUUAGAAGGAGUGACGUGUUCAAUAUGCCUUGAAAUAUACCACAAUCCCGUGUUGAUAUCCUGUGGGCACAUAUUUUGUAGCAGUUGUUUAGAUCCCUACUCUCAUCUUGCUGAACCACAGUGUCCGUUGUGUCGCUUGGUAUUUGACCCCAAGAAGCAGGCAAAAGCUUCUGACGUUGAGAAGAGAAUCUCUUCUCACAAGACAGUAUGCAAGCAAUGUAAAACGAAGGUGACUGUGUCGAAGCUGCGUUCACAUCUUCCUACAUGUUCAGCCGUCACUGGGAAUAGACCAGAGCCAUUUCAACCUGCCUCUCCCACAGGACAGCCACUUCCAGUUGAUGUGCCAAAUCGUUCGACAUUCCAGUGUCCAUACUGCGGAGUCGCAAACCUCACUAGCAAUGAUCUGCUCACACACUGUAAUGAACUUCACAAGGACAGCCAUGCUAAAGUUGUGUGCCCUAUUUGUAGUUCCAUGCCGUGGGGUAUACAGGACAUGAAAAGUUCAAAUUUUAUCAGUCAUCUGAACCUGAGGCAUAAAUUUGAAUACGACACAUACGUGGACUUUGAUAAAGAUGAUGAUGCAAUGUUGCAAGCUGCACUCAAAGCAUCGAUGGAUCACACUUGAAUGUAUGUUGGACCAGAAGAUGCUGCAGUUUAGACAAUGAGGAGAAUGUACUAUAAAAAGUGUAUGAACUCUAACCAUAUGUUCAUAAACGAAAAACUGUAAGAAUGACAUUUAAUUCUUCAUGGUCUGAAGGCAACUGUCUGUAGCCAACGUCAACGAAGGAAUUUUCCCAAAAGAGUUGCAAUGUAUCACAUUUUACGGAAGAGGGGGUGGGGGUAUUUGUGUCCUCUUGUUAUCUUCACAGGAGUUACUUUCUUGUUAGUGUCUUUGUCUCUCACCUUUUGUAAAUUUCACUGUUUGAUGUAUGUGUUGUGUUUGCAAUAUAUUUUGAGAUUUUUGUAAAAAAAAUUGAUCGAAGAGUUUGUUUUUCAGAUGCUCUGUAUAUUGGGCACUUUUAGGAAAAAUGACAUGUAGGUAGCAACAAUGAUGUGCAUUUGAAGUGUGUGUGGCAAGGAAAUCCUUUGGAAAAGUUAUAAUUGAAGUGAUAGUUCAUUUUGGAACCUUUGUAGAACAUCAUUUGUUUCUCCCCUUGGUGCUAAUUUUUGUUAUUACAGAUAUCUAUUUGUAGGACUUGAGACAAUAAAUGCUUGUUUUUAUUUUUUGAGUAAUUUUCUGUGUGAUUGAAUGUUGAAAGAGAGGGAAUUUCAUACUCAUGGUACCAACGGUGGGGGGGGGGGGGGGGGAGUUUAUCUUCGAGAUAUGAUUCCUGAUCAAAUGUUAAAAUGUUCAUUUUCUGGCACUGUCUACUUCUUACAUCUGUUCCUGGCCAACUCAUUAAAUGGCAGAAUCUAACUGUAUAAUGUCUCUUUAUUUUCUCUUUGGUGUCUAUUAUUCAUUUUACAUAUUUUGUGAAUUAGAUCAGUCAUGUACAUGUAAAUAUGUGUCUCCCUUUAUAGCAUAUUAGAAUAAUGAUGAGUGUUUUGAUUCUCCUCCUACCAUUCAAAUAAACAUUCUAAAAGGUCUUGAUCACAUGAUAUUGACAAUAAUUGUUAUGGAAAAUAUGUGAAGCCUUGUUUGAUCACAGCGAUCCUCCAUGUCACAACCUACACUUGUAAUCAGAUUAAAACCAACCAGUCCUCAGUUGAGAAACCAAGGACCGCUUGGUUUUACUUUGAUGACAAGUGUUCUCUAUGAGCCCUAUUAGAAUAGAAAUUAAUCCUCGCUGUAGGUCCUUGGUUGUCUAUACAACUGGUUUAUUGCCAGACGAACAAAACGUUUCAAAGACUACACUUCUUCACUUAAAACAUUAUAUUGAAGCCCUUGCUGGUGCCAAUUGUACUGACAGUGUAAAGUCAGAUGACAACCUAUAUCGUAGUUGAUAUCAGACUAUAAACCCUAAACUUUAAACUUAAACUUUAAACUUUGACACUAUGCCAUAUAUUUCACUACUGGUACAUGUAAAUUCUAUGUUCCAUCCAAUUCAUCAUUGUACAAGUGCUAGAAAUGUUUGCUUGUAGUUGUUCAUGAAGUUUUAUAUGCUGAAGACUU